Messenger RNA from Physcomitrium patens, 2678 nucleotides. RefSeq names its product serine decarboxylase. Gene Ontology annotation, molecular function: pyridoxal phosphate binding; carboxy-lyase activity. Lineage: Eukaryota; Viridiplantae; Streptophyta; Bryopsida; Funariales; Funariaceae. The record is from RefSeq and is a predicted model, not a curated record. Gene Ontology annotation, biological process: carboxylic acid metabolic process.
GCUUGCCCGCAAUUCAGAACUUCAAACCACAAUCUCUCUUUCUCGUCUCUCGUCUCUCUCUCUCUCCCUCUCCUCCUCCUCUCCUAUGCUCUGCUGCUCUUAUCUGAGAUCACUGAUUUCGGAGUCCUUUGCUCUUCUCUUGCUCUGGACCUACAGCUUCCAGUUUUCAAUUCUUGCGUUGCGACCAGUUUCCUGAGGCGAACCUGCAAUCAGAAGAGAAGCAAGCUGCGAAAGUCCUCGACCUGUACCUGAAUCUGCGUUUGGCUGCAACUUCAGGUGUCCACGGUGUAGUUGAACGAGAGGAGAUUACCAAGACAGUAGCUAUCUGAAAAUGGUGAGCGCCGUCGAAGAAGCAGCAACUCGCUGCGUGACAUUGCCGCCAUCGCCAGUUCUGAAAGCGUCGUUGAAGAGAUCUCUGCCCCCUCCCAUGUCUCUUGUGAUGACUGAUGGGCUACCAGACGAGAUUUCACUGGACAACUUGAAGGCCGUUCUUCCCACCAGUAAAAAUGGAGAAAGCGGCGCCACGAAUGGCAAUGUCAAGUAUGGUGAUUCGCAUGGCGCUGUCAAGUCCAACAAGAAUUUCGUGCUGGGAAGGGACAUGCACGGUAGUUCUUUUAAAAUUACCGAGCCAGACCAUGACGACGAAGUGACUGGCGAGAAAGAUGCGUACAUGGCUAGCGUUCUUGCUCGUUACCGAAAGUCUUUGACGGAGAAGUCGAAGUAUCACUUGGGUUACCCCUACAAUCUGGACUUCGAUUAUGGUGCUUUGUCACAGCUGCAGCAUUUCUCCAUCAACAAUUUGGGUGAUCCUUUCAUCGAAAGCAAUUACGGCGUACACUCGAGACAAUUUGAGGUAGGUGUGCUGGACUGGUUUGCCAGGUUGUGGGAGCUGGAGAAGGACGAGUACUGGGGCUAUAUCACCAACUGUGGUACUGAAGGAAAUCUCCACGGCAUUCUCGUCGGGAGAGAAGUACUUCCCGAUGGCAUCUUAUAUGCUUCCAGAGAUUCACAUUACUCCGUCUUUAAGGCUGCUCGAAUGUAUCGCAUGGAGGCAGUGAAAGUGGAUACACUAUUAUCGGGUGAGAUUGAUUGUGUUGACCUGGAGCGGAAGUUGACCGAGGGAAAAGACAAACCUGCAAUUUUGAAUGUCAAUAUUGGAACAACGGUCAAAGGAGCUGUGGACGAUCUAGAUCUUAUACUAAAGGUUCUGGAACGGGUGGGCUACACGGAGGAUCGCUUCUACAUCCAUGUUGACGGCGCACUUUUUGGGCUCAUGAUGCCAUUUGUGAAGAAGGGCACUUGGGAUUUGCGAUACAUUCGAAAGAAGUCCUUAUCUGGAGAAGUGCAUGAGGCUCCUAAAGUGACCUUUAAGAAACCAAUUGGUAGUGUCAGUGUGUCUGGUCAUAAAUUUAUCGGUUGCCCAAUGCCUUGUGGUGUCCAAUUCACUAGAAUGAAGCAUAUUAAUUCCUUGUCCCGUAACGUGGAGUACUUAGCUUCUCGUGAUGCAACUAUUAUGGGAAGUCGAAACGGCCAUGCUCCAAUUUUCCUGUGGUACACUCUCAAUCGCAAGGGUUACCGUGGUUUUCAGAAAGAUGUUCAGCGAUGCCUCCGUAAUGCACAUUACUUAAAAGAACGCUUGCGGGAAGCAAAAAUAGGAGUUAUGCUCAAUGAACUCAGCAGCACAGUCGUUUUCGAGAGGCCUCUCGAUGAGGCUUUUAUCCUUAAAUGGCAACUUGCGUGUCAGGGCAAGAUUGCACAUGCAGUUGUUAUGCCGAGUGUGACAGUGGAGAAACUUGACAACUUUGUGGAGGAGCUGAUUGAAGUUCGUAAGCGUUCUUUUCCAGAGGGGAAUGUGAAAAUCCCUUGUAUUGUGGAGGAAGUUGGUGUCCAGAACUGUGCUUGCUCUCUUCAUCGUGGUGCAGGUACUAUUCCUCUACCUAAAGGGGAGAAGAGGGUUUCUGCCUGUGUUCAGAAUGGAAACAGUAUAAAUAGAGCUUCUCAUUGAAGCUUCUAUUCACAUGCUUGCGCUUGACAAUUAAAAGACCAAAUCAGUGUAAAAACUGGUACCACCGCAGUACGAUUGCCAAAGCAGCGCAGCUACUUGACCUACUUUGAGGUCACGGUUAUUCUUUUUCUAACCUACGUCAAGCCCCACACGAGCCGAGGAUAAGAAGACGAUGAAGGCAGACAUAGGAAAUCAUUGGAAUAGUGCAAGCGAUUGUACGUCUGCCCUACUUAUAACAGAAAAAUUAGUAAGUGACAUCGAUCUUAUCGAAGCCGUCCAGGUGAAACUCCUGCAUGACGACUGCAAGGGUUUAAUCUUCACGCGCAUGUUGAAACAUGCGUGGACGCAUGUGAAGAUCAAACUAAUUCACUUACUGGCAAUCAACUGUUUAUAUUGAACGCCACUUGUUUCCAGGAUGCUCCCACUGAUGUUCACACGGCAUUGCUACAGAUCAUUUCCUCUAACGGGAUUGUGCGAAUGACUUUUCAAACGGUAUCUCGCAUAACUGAACUGCAAUUUGUUUGUGUACAGGCAAAGUACCUAGCAUACCUAGUACUCACAGGGUUUCAGAGUGGUUUCUGCCUUCUUUAUUAUAUUCUACACUAAUAUGAUUGUAGAGCGGUCUCUUCCGAGACAAAUACAGAUAAAUAAACUGUGGCACUUUCAUCAUUGA